Messenger RNA from Scylla paramamosain (green mud crab), 3565 nucleotides. Its product is annotated as ran-specific GTPase-activating protein-like. The record is from RefSeq and is a predicted model, not a curated record. Lineage: Eukaryota; Metazoa; Arthropoda; Malacostraca; Decapoda; Portunidae. Bases 1220 to 1525 code for a protein of 101 amino acids. The transcript has 14 exons. Gene Ontology annotation, biological process: intracellular transport.
GGGAGUGGAGGGUGCAGAGAGUGUCAGGAAGAGCGAGGGUGUAGCAGGGAAAAUACUGGUCUGUGCUGCGUGUGGGAAGUGACUUUAGUGGCAGCGUGAAGGCGAGGACACGAGUGAGGUGCUGGCAGGCUGACUGAGAACGUCAUUGUACGACAGAGUAGCCAGCUAAACAGCCGAGCCCUCAGCGUGCGCCUCCCGCCGGACAAGGGACCAACACUACCUCAUUGAGAUCCACAACGAAGGCUCCUCCUACUCACUCCAAGCUUCUGAAAACCGCUUCGACACCCUUCCUUCGCUCAUCACCUAUUAUUCUCAGUGCUGCGAAGAGUUGCUGGCUCAGCUCAAGCUUCCUCGCACCAUCCAGGAGGCCAAGACCCGCCAUGAACUCGGCUCUCUCUCGCUGCUCGGACAAGGUGGUGCAUCACAGCGUCAGACUCACAGAGGAUGUGUAGCCGAGGCAAUGACACGUGGACGGCGCUGAUGGCGGCCAGAACCUCUUGGGCGUCUUGGUCACACACGGCCAGGCUGAGCACCCCCAGGUCCCGCCACUCCUGCAGCAGCUGUGUGCCGGCACCACUUAAGUGACCCAUGAACCUCUCAAGGAAGAUGAGCUUCGCGCGACGGACGCAAACUUUCGGAGCGGCGGCCAUGGUGGAGGGCUUGGGACACAGUUCUUCUCGCCAGCAGCCUGCAAAGAAAUUUCCCAAAAACAGUUGGCCAAAAUAAUAAUGGCAGAAGUAAGACUAAGCUUUGAAGAAAGAACAUGUCAUAAAGUGUUACUGGAGGCACGAAAAUGUCAAAGAAGUGCAAAGACAAUUCACAAGACACUUUGACAGGGAUCCACCAAGGUGACGCGCCAUUGUUCGCAUCACAGCUAAAUUUGCAUCAACAACCACCACCACCACCACCAGCAUGGCAGUAGUAGCAGGAGUAGUGAAUGGUCACACGUUUGUGGUGACUUCUUGGACUAUCAGGCUGCCCUUGUAGUGUGUUGGACUAUCGGUGAACAAGGAGACCUGAAAGUUACGUGGUACAACUAUUUCGGUGAUAGAAGUGGCUGAGUUGCCGAUCCAAAGGCCUGGCUUAAGAGUGAUCCCGAGCUACCUGUACCAUCAAGAUCAAGAUCGAGCUUCCAUAUCAGAUGGUGAGUCUGCUUACAAAAUUGCAUCGCGGGGAUUGAUAGAGACAGCCACAAUUAUCCAUCAUCAUCGGCGACACCAUGGCUCUUGAGAAGACAGACCUCGAUGACAGCGUGGUGAGCGAGGAGUGGGAGUCAACCAGCAGAGUAGGGGAGCAUGACCCCUACUUUGAACCAGUGGUGACCUUGCUGGAGGUCUUCGUGGUUAGUGAUGAUGACCAGGAGGAGGAAAUGAUAAGACUGAGUUUCGAGGUCAGGCAGUACAAGCUGUUUCUUUAUCACACUUCUGAGUCGCCCCCACAGUGGAAGGAACGGGGCAUGGAGGCCAUUAACAUUCUGAGGAACAAGCAGAAGAAGGCUGUGGAGUUUGUUCAGCGGCAGAAUUAAUGCCAGUGGCUGAGUUCAGAUCCUCCAAGACACACGGACACACAUACAGCAGCCCCUCCACCUCCCCACAGCCCUCCACAGCCCCUGACACAGCAUCUAACACAGCCCUUCACAGAACACCACAUACCUCACACAUACAUAAGAACAUAAGAAAUAAGGGAAGCUGCAAGAAGCGACCAGGCUUACACGUGGCAGUCCCUGUAUGAAAUAUACCUACCUAUUUCCAUCUGUUAUCCCCAUCCAUAAACUUGUCUAAUCUUCUCUUAAAGCUCUCUAGUGUCCUAGCACUAACAACAUGAUUACUGAGUCUGUUCCACUCAUCUACCACUCUUUUUGAGAACAAAUUUUUUCCCAUCUCCAUCCUAAACCCAAAUUUUUCAAGCUUGUACCCAUUAUUUCUUGUUCUACCCUGGUUGCUGAUCCUAAGAAUUUUGUCUACAUCCCCCUUGUUAUAACCCUUAUACCACUCAAAGACUUCUAUCAGGUCCCCUCUUAACCUACGUAUCUCUUAAGAAUGUAAAUUUAACAGCUUCAACCUCGCCUCGUAAGGAAUACUCCUCAUCCCCUGUAUCCUUUUAGUCAUUCUCCUCUGUACUGAUUCUAAUAGACCUAUAUCUUUCCUGUAAUGUGGGGACCAGAACUGCACAGCGUAGUCUAGAUGAGGUCUGACCAGCGCCAAGUAUAACUUUAAUACUACUUCCGGCCUUCUACUUUUAACACUCCUAAAAAUCACACACACCACAGGAGCCUCACAAACAGUCUCACAGCCUUCACAAGCAGCCCCACACUCCACCACAGACACACCAGACCCACAGCCCUUCACCUCACCCACUUCCCAGCCCCCCACAGCCCCCCAGCCACCACAAAUGAAGUGAAAGGAAGGGACUGUGGCUUCACCCAGCCAGCCAGGACAGCCUACAGAGAGGGGGUAGUCCCAGUCAAGUCACAAAAUAUAGGCUUGGUUCUUCCUACAGUUUGAAGUCAAUGAUUGGACAGGCCAGACAGCUUAGUGCCAGAGCUGCAGGUGGCCCUCGUCAGCUUCCUGGUGGUACAGGUGUAGGAUGGCUGGGAGCAGUGGAGGUGCCUGGUGGAGCAGCUGUGCCGGGCAGAGGGGCUGCUGCUGCUGCUGCUGCUGCUGCUGCUGCUGGAGAGAGCCACACUUGUAUGGUGGUAACACAGAGAGGAAGUGGAAGGAAGCUUGGGACGCUCCCAUAACUCAGGAGCAAGAAAUACACCUUACUGGAAACCUUGGGACUGACAGGUGGCGGUGACUGCAGGAACCAAUUCAGAUGUCUGUCUUGUGUUGGUGAACGUCCUGUCUGCAGUCAGGCCAGUAGUGCCAUGUCACAGGGUGUGACAUCAGGUGAAGAGCCAAAUGGAGAGUGUCUGCAGCCAGUACUGGGUGUGCUGAUGGUGUACAAGUGUCGAGCCAGGUGCCACAGCACAUGUCAGCUGACUCCACCAGGGUAGUGUCUCUAGUCCAGGAUGCACUGCUGUGUACGACUUGUAUGUCUUUGCUAAUAAAUAAAUAUUUGUGACUAUUCUUAUUAUAUAUAUGUGAAAUAAAUAUAUAGUUAGCUAACAGUGUGGUAUAAUAGUGUAAAAAUAAAUAUUUGAUAAUUCAUGCAUGCCCCAAAGGUAAAAAAAAAACAGGAUUGUGCCCUCUAAACUUUUAAGAUACCACUUGCACAUAGAAGCCCCGUCGCAGCGACUCCAGUGUCGGCUGGGAUGGGGCUUCUAUUUGCAAAUGGUAUCUUAAACUUAGUUUAGUAGCCAAUCCUGACUUUUUUUUUUUUUUUACCUUGGGGGCAUGACCUGUACUCCCAGAAAGACUUUGCCAAAGAUAUUAUUGACAUGGCAUAAAUAACUAUCAUUGUUUUUUUUUACCUUGGGGGCAUGACCUGUACUCCCAGAAAGACUAUUUGCCAAAGAUAUUAUUGACAUGGCAUAAAUAACUAUCAUUAUGUUCAAGAUGGUAUACUGAAUGUUUAUUGUUUUAAUGUGAAUGUUAAGUGAAUAAAUACACAACAAUAAUAUAAA